Messenger RNA from Penicillium atrosanguineum, 474 nucleotides. RefSeq lists its product as uncharacterized. NCBI's taxonomy places the organism in Eukaryota, Fungi, Ascomycota, Eurotiomycetes, Eurotiales, Aspergillaceae. The transcript has a single exon. Bases 1 to 474 code for a protein of 157 amino acids. The record is from RefSeq and is a predicted model, not a curated record.
AUGCAGAGGCGAACAGUGAUCACUAGCGACAGUCCGCUUCCUUCGGUCUCCGAAGUGAGUGUGGUGCAGCGGCUGCACGAUCACGACGCGAUGAUCACCCGGAAUCCCCUAGUCGUCCACUACGAGCGAUGUCAACCGCCCGCGGAUGCACCGACCGGAGAAAGCCACGCGGUAUGGUACGAAUUGACCGACCGUAUCAACUAUCUCCCAGGGCUUCGAGGCCAAGUUCGUUAUCGGGCCUGUUUCCACGAUACCCCGCAAGGGCUCCAGACGCACAUCUAUGCGCCAAUGGGGGUGGACAUCCGCAAUGAAUGGAGCGUGCGGCGGGGCGGCGAAGGGCUGUAUUUGCAAGAACGGGUCGAACUGCGCUGUCCGCUCGGGAUGACGGGGUUCAUUCGACGCACGCUGACACGGGCGCAUCGGGAGUUGGUGGCUCGUCUGGGCCAAAUGGACCAACCUUGGGGAGACGAAUAG